Molecule: messenger RNA, 4254 nt
Organism: Scedosporium apiospermum
Lineage: Eukaryota; Fungi; Ascomycota; Sordariomycetes; Microascales; Microascaceae
Exons: 2
Coding region: 1-4254 (1417 amino acids)
Biological process (GO): phosphorelay signal transduction system; phosphorylation
Molecular function (GO): phosphorelay sensor kinase activity
Source: RefSeq, a predicted model, not a curated record
AUGGAUGUACAUGUCGACCUUUCAAAUGAUUCCAGUAUAGAGGAUGAGGAUGCUAUGGAAUGUGACAAUGGCGGUCAGCCUAGACCCACGACGGACGCCAGACAACCUACUCCAAGCACUGGCAGGGGCGGCAAGUUUUCUGGCUUAGAGCUCGGCAGUGGAGAGGACGUCGUGGAACAUGUAUUACCCGAUGAAUGGUAUCCCAUUGUCUCCGCAAAUGACCUUCCCAGCGAUCUCCGGGAGGAAUCCAAGAUGCUGGAGCAGCUGUCAGCAGCCUCAGGCUUAGAUGCGACAUACGAGCGGUCAAAAACUGGAUCGAAAAAGAAGCGGCUAGUCGGCGAUACCUUAGAUAUUACCAUGCGCCCCUCGCCCCUUAAGCGGAGCCGUCGUGAUCUCCUCGACUUAUCCGCUGAUGUUGAUGCGCUUUCGCCUCCUCUACCGCCCUCGUCGCCUUGGCCCUGGGACCAGACGCAUCCAAGGCUGACGCGAGAUUCGAAUCCUGAGCAUGCGGCCGCUCAAUCUUUGGUGGGCAGAGCCAAGACUGUGACUGACGGGCGGUCCAACAUGGCCGACGACGUUACCGCGGUUCGGCUGCCCAAGGGGCUAAUGCCUGUCAAGACCCCAUCUCCUGGGCGAUUUGGUGGUUUUUUGCCAUUGGAUGAUAGCGGCCUGAGGACUCCCCCCAGCCGAGUGCUUCAGGAUAUCGGUAUCAUAGAAUUGCUGGAUAGGGAUAGUAGGCCAACUUUCAUCGUCGAUUUGUCGACAUCUACCUGCAAGCCUGAGGGCAAGGUUUCAAUUCCAUACGCAAACGAGUCAUCUAGGGCACAUCCUACGAUACGGAAUCUCCUGGCCACCUUGGAUGAUGAGGGCGAGGACGCAAAUAUCGAGAUAUCUCAUUUCAAAGAGUGGGUUCUCGGCGUAGGCGAUAACUCGCCGUCUUCUGAGGCCCACCGCAUCAACGGGUAUGCGGGAGUUAUUUGGUCCUAUGUGACGUUGCGGAAUCGUUUCCGGGUCGUCAGUGGAAGCAGUACACUACUAUCUACCAUGUCGACAAAUGGCCCCAGUGCAGUCUUUUCUACAAAUGGCGAAUUGGUGGACGGACUUGACGAACCAGCAGCCAUGGAAAGAUCAGCUACGCACUCAGAGUCUGAAAUCAGUAUGCUAGAACCUGCGUUGUCUAAGGGUACGCCUAUUGCCGGAGUCCCCUCACUACCCUCAAGCAAGGUAUCAUUUGACUGGACCCGGAUCCCAUUGACGGAUGAUGUCUCCGAGCAUAUACGAUUCGCUCGAUCGAUCGACUGGGCGUCAACACCUUUGGGACCAAUCGAGUCCUGGCCUCUCAACCUUAGAGUCAUGGCCAACUUGAUCAUGGCGAGCCCUCACCCCGCGGCGAUAUACUGGGGCCCAGAAAAUGCCAUCAUCUACAACGAAGCCUACAUUGAGAUUGCAGGUCAGAAGCACCCUCGCCUUAUGGGAAGACCCUGCGACCACGCUUGGACAUCCACCUGGGACCAGCUGGAUCCCGUCUUUCGCGAAGCACGAGAGUCGGGACAAGCGGUCAUGAAGUAUGACGACCAUAUCUUCGUUGACCGCCAGGGCUUCAUUGAGGAGGUAUACUUCACAUGGUCGAUGGUGCCAGUACUUGACGACGAGGGCGAAGUCGUCGGAGUGUAUAACCCAGCCUUUGAAAACACACGGCGGAGGAUAGGUGAGCGGCGAAUGCUCACUCUGAGGCGAAUAGGCGAACGGAUAGCGACUACGACCGAAGUCGGAAGCUUCUGGACCCAAGUUCUGAAAGGCUUGGGAUCGAACGCGUAUGAUAUUCCGUUUGCCUUGAUCUAUUCGGCAAAAGACGCCGCCGACAGCGAUUCAUCCUUCGCCAUACACGAGAACGGCUGGAAGCCGUCUCAGCUCGUCCUCGAGGGUUCUUUGGGAUUCCCUGCGAAUCAUCCUGCAGCAGUUCAGCAACUUGACUUGGACAGCUCGGAUGAAGGCCUCGCUCCACAGUUGCGUGAUGCUCUUGAGGCGGCAGAGUCGCCCCUCAUGCUCUCUGUCAAAGAAGGGACCCUACCCUCGUCGCUGCUUGAAGGUAUCGAACCCCGCGGCUUCAAAGUACCUUGUCAAAAGGCCCUUAUCCUGCGAUUGCGCGCUAGCCCAUCGGAGUCCGAUGCUGUAGCCGCUUUUGUUGUCCUGGGCCUGAAUCCUAGACGCCCGUACGAUGACGAUUUCCGCCUGUUCAUCAAUCUUCUUGGUCGCCAGUUGGAGAUCUCGAUAACGUCGCUCACGCUGCUCGAGGAGGAGGUACGGCGCGGCAGGACGGCGGCAAUGAUUGCGGCGCAGGAUAAACUGAAACUAUCCAAGCAGCUCAUCCAGCGCACGCAGGAAGCCGUCGAGAGCGAAUACAGAUUCACCCGGAUGGCCGAGUUUGCUCCCGUAGGGAUGUUCAUUGCCGACCCGACGGGCUUCAUUAAUUAUUGCAACGACAUGUGGUGGGAAAUCUCGCGCCAUCCCCGCGGGGACAACAGCGUAAAUACUUGGAUGGAGAGCGUCAUGGAGGAGGAUAGACCGGAAGUGCAAAAGGUAUGGAAGAAGCUCACGGAAGAGAAGAUUGCCAUCACCCACGAGUUCCGCUUUAGCCAUACUCGGCAAAACGCGGACCAGGUCAUGGAGACGUGGGUGCUCAUGAGCGCCUACCCUGAAAAGGACGCCAACGGACACGUCAAGUCCAUAUUCGGCUGCCUAACGGACAUCUCGACGCAGAAAUGGGCCGAAUAUUCGCAGAAGCAGCGGCGCGAGGAAGCCGUAGAACUCAAGCGCCAGCAAGAGAACUUCAUCGACAUAACGAGUCACGAGAUGCGAAACCCGCUGAGCGCCAUCUUGCAGUGCGCUGACGAGGUGUACAACAGCAUCGGGGAGUUCCGGGCGGGCAGGGGCGAGUACCGGGACUUGAAGUCGCUGCUGGACUGCUGCGCCGACGCGGCCAACACGAUCAGCUUCUGCGCGAGCCACCAGAAGCGCAUCGUCGACGACAUCCUGACGCUGUCGAAGCUGGACUCGCAGCUUCUCAUGGUCACGCCGGUAUCCGUGCAGCCGGUAGCCGUGGUAGAGAGGGUGCUCAAGAUGUUCGAGACGGAGCUCGCUAGCCGCGACAUUCUGUUGGAGUUCCGUGUCGAGCAGCCCUACCGUGACUACGGCAUCGAUUGGGUGCGCAUAGACCCUUCGAGGCUCCGGCAGGUCGUCAUCAACCUCAUGACCAACGCUAUCAAGUUCACGCAGAACAGAGAGCAGAGGGUCAUCGUCGUGAGCGUCAGCGCGUCGAAGCAGGCUGGCGAGAACGGCGAGUCCGAUGUCACGUACUUCCCUAGCCAGCGGGAGAAUACGGACAUCACCAAGGAUGAGGAGUGGGGUAGCGGCGAAGAGGUCAAUCUCCACUUCUCCGUCCAAGAUACGGGGCCGGGCCUCACAGGGGCUGAAAUCAAGGUCCUCUUCCAACGCUUCUCGCAAGCUUCGCCCCGUACGCACGUCCAAUACGGCGGGUCUGGGCUCGGCCUCUUCAUCUCCCGCAUACUCACCGAGCUCCAGGGUGGCCAGAUCGGCGUCAGUUCUACCAAGGGAACGGGCAGCACCUUCACCUUCUACAUCAAGAGCCGCAAGACAGAUCCGCCACCCCACGACGAAAUACAGCACGGGGAGAAUAUGCAGGCCACCGUCGCAGCCGCCCCCUCAUCCGUUGGCUCCCCUGGACUCUCGAACGAUAAUACUAGCAAUAAUAACAAUAAUAAUCUCCCCGGCCUUCCCGAGGACUCCCUCCGCAAGAUGGACGUCCUCAUCGUCGAGGACAAUAUCGUCAACCAAAAGGUCCUGCAGAGACAGCUCCGCAGCUACAGGUGCGACACCUUCGUGGCGAACCACGGCGGCGAGGCCCUCGAGAAGAUCAGAAACUCGCGCUUCUGGAAAGGGAAAGGCCCCGACGGCGGCAACAUCUCCGUCAUACUCAUGGACCUGGAGAUGCCCGUCAUGGACGGCAUGACGUGCGCCAAGCGCAUCAGGGAGCUGCAGAGGGAUGGAACGAUUACGGCGCAUAUUCCUAUUAUUGCUGUUACGGCUUAUGCGAGGCCGCAGCAGAUUGAGAGUGCGAAGUCUGCCGGUGUGGACGACGUUAUAUCGAAGCCUUUCCGCCUCCUUGAGCUGAUUCCCAAGAUUCGUGAGCUUGCAGAAAGAUACGGCACUCUCCCCCCAUCGUCACACAAGUAA